Messenger RNA from Penaeus indicus, 963 nucleotides. RefSeq names its product histone H1-beta, late embryonic-like. Bases 1 to 963 code for a protein of 320 amino acids. Gene Ontology annotation, molecular function: structural constituent of chromatin; nucleosomal DNA binding; double-stranded DNA binding. Lineage: Eukaryota; Metazoa; Arthropoda; Malacostraca; Decapoda; Penaeidae. Gene Ontology annotation, cellular component: nucleus; nucleosome. The record is from RefSeq and is a predicted model, not a curated record. The transcript has 4 exons. Gene Ontology annotation, biological process: negative regulation of DNA recombination; chromosome condensation; nucleosome assembly.
AUGUCGAGCACGUCGACCAAAGGUCCUUCGGCCAAGCGCGCCCAUCCCAAGUACAGCGAGAUGGUCGCCGCCGCCCUCAGGGCCCUCAAGGAGCGCAACGGGUCCUCCCGCCAAGCCAUCCUCAAGUUCAUCCUCGCUUCCUUCCAGGUCGGAGACGAGAGGGCCGCCGGCGUGCACCUGAAGCAGGCGCUGAGGAGAGGCGUCGCCAGCGGGUCCCUGCAGCAAACCAAGGGCACCGGCGCCUCCGGCUCCUUCAGACUUUCCAAGGAGGAGCUGAAAAAGGCUGCGCCCAGGAAAGACGAGAAUACUCCGGGAAAGGCGGUGGCAAAGAAACCCAGCGCUAAGUCUACAACGAAGAAACCCACUUCUAAAACUGCAGCGAAGAAACCUACUUCUAAGACUGCAACAAAGAAUCCCACUUCUAAGACUGCCGCAAAGAAACCCACUUCUAAGACUGCAACGAAGAAACCCACUUCUAAGACUGCAACGAAGAAAUCCACUUCUAAGACUGCAACGAAGAAACCCACUUCUAAGACUACAACAAAGAAACCCAGCGCAAAGAGCACACCGAAGAACGGAGCAGCAAAGAAACCUACCUCUAAGUCUAAAACAAAGAAAGUCCCCACUAAGAAUGCAACAAAGAAAUCCAGCAUAAAGAACGGAGCAACAAAGAAACCAGCGGCAAAGAAGACGACGUUAAUGGAAAAAAUAUUGAAUACAAAAAUCUUGAAUUUAUAUUCUCCUGAAAAGGAAAACAGGCACAGAUGUCUGUUUGUAUUUGCCCUUAAACUAUCCCGUGUGUGCAAGGAACGGCCGGAGUUACCAUCUACUGGUGUACGGGAUUUGAAUGCGGGAACUGCACCAGCUAAGAAAAGAAAAGAAAACAGAAAAGGAGAGUCGAGAACUGUUGAUUCAAAAUUAUUUAUUUUUGCUACAUUUGACCACUUAUUUAUUUCAGUAUAA